GCCCGGUUUCUCUUCGGUGUUUUCGGGGCUCGGGGGCGCGGGAAGUGUCUUUUUGCAGGGAAGUCGUCUUGGCAGCAGCUUUUUCCCUCUUUUUCAACGGGCGGAGGCGCGUUUGCGCCGUUGGGGAACCGUUUCGAAUCCGGCCUCCAGCGCGGACGCCUCAUGGAUCCCGAGAGGGAGAGGAGCGGGGGGCACCCCAAGAAGGGCAGGAAGAGGAGGAGGGCCCCGAACAUGCUGGUCGGGGCGGCUGAGGCGAUGAGAGACCGUCGGGAUCUGGAGGAGAGGCAGCCCGAGGCCAAGGUGAGUAACGACUACCCCAGGUGGGCGGCCCGGGGAGGUGAGGAGGGGCAAGGCCUCCCCCCAGCCGCCUUCCGGGCCCUGCCUGCCCUGGAGGCUGAGGGUUAGCCUCAUCCACCACUGUCCUUUCGGAAUCCUGCUUUCCAGUCCGUAAAAUGGGAACGAUAAUGUUAAUGCCACCUACCUCAGGGCUGAUACGGCUCUUUAAAACUGGUGUGGUGCUCGGGACCCCAAAAGAAUGUUCACUCAACAAAUGCU
Molecule: messenger RNA, 555 nt
Organism: Neogale vison (American mink)
Lineage: Eukaryota; Metazoa; Chordata; Mammalia; Carnivora; Mustelidae
Product: RNA exonuclease 5-like
Exons: 2
Coding region: 163-405 (80 amino acids)
Source: RefSeq, a predicted model, not a curated record